AUGUAUAGCUUUAGGGAAACUAGGCAACAACUCGCUAUUGCACUUGGUGAAAAUAUUGUUAACGAUGAGGAGUUUUUGUUGUUGUGGGAUGCAAACAAGUCAAAAAAUCCAGACUUCCCGGUGACUAUUUACCCAAAGUUUAAUUUGAAGGAAAAAGAUGUAGCCGAAGUCAAAGCUGAAUUUCGUUUCGAAAAAAAUGACCUACCUUCCUUACACGAAGUCCUGAGAAUACCCGACGUUUUUAGAUGCCAGCAAGGGUCGGUCUGCGAUGGAAUGACGGGUUUGUGCAUCGUGUUGAAGAGGCUAACAUACCCAUGUCGAUACAGUGACAUGAUUUCAACGUUCGGUAUUUCUGUUCCUGAGUUGUGCAUGGUUUACAACACUGUUAUCGACUAUAUUUUUAACGAACAUGGCCAUUUAAUAAGUCAAUGGAAUCAUACAUUAUUAAGUCCCCAAAAUCUUCAAAGAUACGCUGAUUCUAUCGCUGCCAGAGGAGCUGCAUUACAAAAUUGUUUUGGCUUUGUCGAUGGGACUGUUCGGCCUAUUUGUCGCCCGAAACAACACCAAAAAGAAGUCUUUAAUGGCCAUAAAAGAGUACACAGUUUAAAGUUCCAAUCUGUUGUUGUACCAAAUGGCAUGAUUGCUAAUUUGUAUGGUCCAGUGGAAGGAAAAAGACAUGAUUCACGAAUGCUUGUUGAAUCCAAUUUAUUACAAGACCUUGAAAACCUGGCUUUCUCUCCUACUAAUGAGCCUUUGUGUCUCUAUGGUGAUCCAGCCUACCCCCUUCGAUUGCAACUACAAGCUCCAUUUAGAGAAGUUCAGCUUACACCCGAAAUGGUAGCAUACAAUGAGAGUAUGAGCAAAGUGCGUGUGUCUGUAGAAUGGCUCUUUGGAGAUAUUAUUAACUAUUUCAAAUUUAUGGAUUUCAAGAAGAAUUUAAAAAUUGGUCUUAGCCAAGUAGGCAAGAUGUAUAUAGUUGCUGCUCUUUUAAGGAAUGCAUUAACAUGCCUUUAUACUAAUGAGACCUCACAAUUUUUUGAUUUAAACCCUCCAUCUUUACAAGAGUAUUUCUCUUGAAUAUAAUUAUAAUAUAGUAUG
Messenger RNA from Dendronephthya gigantea, 1098 nucleotides. RefSeq lists its product as uncharacterized. Bases 1 to 1077 code for a protein of 358 amino acids. The record is from RefSeq and is a predicted model, not a curated record. NCBI's taxonomy places the organism in Eukaryota, Metazoa, Cnidaria, Anthozoa, Malacalcyonacea, Nephtheidae. The transcript has 2 exons.